AUGCAAAUUACUUCAACCCAAUUAUUGGAAUGGGUUAAGGAUGGAGAUAUAAAUAAACUAAAAAAAGAUUUUGAAGAAGAAUUAAAGUUUGCACAUAAAACAUUAUUGGAAUUUUUUAGUAUGGUUGAUGAUUAGAGUAGAAGUGUUGUAUAUUGGGGUGUAAAGUAUAUAAUCAAAUGA
Molecule: messenger RNA, 180 nt
Organism: Paramecium primaurelia
Lineage: Eukaryota; Ciliophora; Oligohymenophorea; Peniculida; Parameciidae
Source: the annotation of a GenBank genome assembly